AUGCGCUCGCAGCACCAUUCCACCGUCACAAUCCCCAUUCCGCGCCAUAUUCCACCCCAGGUUGUUCUCGACUACAUACAGACAUAUGAACCUAUCCUUCGGCACAACCCUGGCAUGGUAUCAUGGUCGCCAUCAGCCAUAAACUAUGACACUGUCAUUCAUGACACCUUUUUCGACGCUUCGGACCCUAACCAGAGCCUUCGCUCCUACGAAGCCUAUGAGAUCGUUAGGCUUGGUCCGGGGGUGGGAAGGGAUUGCAGAUGGCCCAUCAUCUUCCAGAGAGUACCUAAUGGAAUCGUGUCGAGGACUGAUGCGCCUGCAAAGGUCAUCAGCUGGACUCAGUGGUAUGUGAGAGCGCGACAGAAUGAACAGGAAGCUUCCAGUGUUGGGACCCCUAGUACGGCAACACCGUCAAGCAGCGGGGACGAAGAGUGGGAACUGUAUGGAAUAGUGACGCUCGAGGCCCAUCGAAUGCUGAUACCUUGGUGUAAGGGAAGUACACGCCUCUACCAGGAGGCAAUCGGACAAGGAAUAGUGGAUGAUGUCUGUUCAAAACAUAGUGCCGAAUCGUCAGGAGUAACAUCAUGA
Fusarium venenatum is the source of this 588-nucleotide messenger RNA. RefSeq lists its product as uncharacterized. The record is from RefSeq and is a predicted model, not a curated record. NCBI's taxonomy places the organism in Eukaryota, Fungi, Ascomycota, Sordariomycetes, Hypocreales, Nectriaceae.